AUACGGACUACAGGUUUUUCAACCUGAACCGACCCGGCGGCGCGGCUUCCACAACAAAAAUUGAAAAGCACUACACACUAUCAAACAAAAAAGUGAUAACGUUAACGGUUUCCCCCGCAGAUGGCAGCCAUCCAUGACAAAUUUUGCCUUCCAUGCAUGCUACGCAAUACGAAUUUGGGCAACUUUUCUGAUGCAUUUCUGCAUCACAAAUUCCGUUAACGUUAACACUUUUCCUUGUGAUACACACCCCUUCACCUCGCGGGCCACAGUGGCCAAGUGGGGUGUCUGCAAGAGUUGCUGGUGGAUACAACGUGGACGAGAACAGCACCUACUUCAAGAAGCGGGGGCACCAGCGCUUCAGAUCGAUGCGCAAAUAGAAAUAAAACCACUUCGAAGGCGGAGAUGAAAACAUUAGCAGAGGAAGAAGCCGCGAGUGAUGUUGGUGCAGCUGCUGCAGGAGCUGUAGAAGUUCCGUCUGUAGUCGUGCAGAGGAAGAUGCCGCCCUGGGAUCAUUCUUGUAGCAGUCCGGUAAACCCACUGCUGCUCACGGUGGAUGACAAGUCUGCCCGCUACCUUGCACGCUACAACUUCACGAGCUGCAAAUUGUUGCGGCAAGCGGAAUAUCAAAUGCACAUCAUUAUGUCUGGCGGAUCGUGUGGUGGAAAGAUGCAGCUGAUUUGUCUUGCAGAGAGGUCUCUGACAACUCUUGUGCGGCAUGAGACCAUGACACGUUUUUCAGGUCGAAUGUUUGUUGCAAUAAACUCAAACUCAUUCGUGUCCUGCAUCACAGAUGAUCUCGCUGCCCUCCAAUGAACCUCGCAUCACUAAUUCGGAUCCAGAUAUAGUUGUUGCAAUGUAUACGGAGGACCAGUUUUUGUAUGAGCAGUGCGAGAGGAGGAAGACCUCGAGAAGCCGAAGCCGCGAACCUGAUAAUGUGGGCGGUACGGAGACGGGCCACAUCUGGAAAACGAAACUAUCAAACGAAGGCCGCCAAGCAGCGAUAUUCCACGAACCGCUUGCGGAGCUCCUCAAAAUGAUCUACGACGUAGACGGCAAGACGAGGAAAACGACUAGCAGUAGCGCUUCUCGCGAUGGAACAGAAGCCUCAAGGUCUCGUCCGCGGAUGCUACAGAUUGCUGCACCACUCGAAAUCUGCCGGCUGAAGGGGCAACUGGGGAGAAAAAUUUUGGAAAUUUGUCACCGGGGAACCACGAGGAAGAUAAGCCCUGCUGCAGAAACACCUGCAGGGGCCCCCGGAGCUACACCAUCUUCCGGCAAGCUGUCUUCAUUAUCGUUGUUCAGUUCAGCCAGAACGAAAGCAACACGGGGAACAGCAUCUGAAGAGACGGGCGCGGGGUCUCCAAGAACAGCACAAAAUACCACCGGCGUUGGUGCCUUCGAUUCGAUAUUAGCCGAGCUGAAACAGUUCCUCCUCCUGCUCUUACCGAUCUUGGAAGUGAGUGUAAAGGACAGCAAACAACUUUGCGCGAUUUUGGGGCAUUUGUUCCAGAUGAGUGCACUUGCGACUGCGAAUUUUACUUCCGACGGGGGCGUAGGCACAGCAUCAUCUGGUGGUGGUGGGACGAUGAUGGAAGUCGACGUGGUAAGCGAGGCUAUUAACGAAUGCAUGGUCGUUGCGAGUGCGACUACCUCUUCGACACAAACACCUGCGGCGCAGAUGAGCAAAAAUCUUGCAGCGACGACUGGCUCGGACGGCACGGUGACAACGAGCGUCCUGCUACAGCAGAACAUCGACAGGAAGCCUUACCUGACCAAAACGAACCCGACCGGGCGAACCCUGCUGCAGCUGGCGAUUUUGCGCAACGACCACGCGCUCGUGAAAUUGUUGUUACAGUACCGCGCCGACUGCUUUCUGCAGGAAAAAACCACCGGUUGGUCCGCGCUGCAUUUUGCAGUAAAUGUAGCAUCGUCUGCUACCGCAGCGCGUUCAACAAACUUGUUUAUCAUCAUGGAGAUUCUGUCGUCGCACAACGGCGGAAGAAAAGAAGAAGACGACGGCCACAACACGACAUCGGGACGAUUUCGUCCACCAACGGUGAAGAGGAGCGGCCCACUUUCAACAACGGCGACCUCCUCUUUGGUCAACCAAUGCGACCGGUUUGGUUUUCCACCCUUGUUCGAAGCCAUCUCGAGUUACCGUGUGGAAGUGGCUUCUACUACAGCGACGAGUGCGGCGACGGCUUCUGUUCCACUUCCUACAGAGCGUCGUGAACUACGUCAAGAACCUGUGGAGCUGCAACAGCAAGGACAAGCAGCGGUGUCUGAGGAAAUCGUAAGACUGCAUAACGAGAAGAAAAAACUCGCCUUCACGAACCUAGUCCAGCAGAUGUUGCUUCUGUUGCACUACGGAGCAGAUAUAAACUUCAGAACGACUAGCCCGGAUGACGAAUCCUUCCUUACUGUGCUGGCGAACACGAAAACAUUAUGGGAGUGCACAACUCGUCCCCCUCCCCCUCAUUUGUGUCACGUCAUGAACAGCAAUACAAACCCCAGCACGCUUCGAGCCUGUGGUGCAUGACAAGUUCUUAGGCGCCGCAAUAAAGUGGAGCACUGAAGACCUGUCAUGCAAACCUUGCCACAAGGCGGCAACUGUAUUUUUGUUUUUGCAUGACAAACGAGGGGGAGUUCUUGUGCACUCUCAUAAACGUUUGACAAUCGCGAGAAGGACAUUCUGAAGCGGAUAGCCGUAGCGAACGGGUUAUCCUGUGCAAAAGUAUCGUACUCGUAUUGCAAUCAUGCAUUACAAAUCCUUCACUUAAGGCAAGUCCGCAUUACAAAUUUCAUUUCUCAUGCUGAGGAAAUUUGUAUAUGCAUUUAUACGAGUGCGAUUAUACUUUUGCAGUUCAUACGGGUACGUCGAACGGGCGGUGGAGCAAAACGAAGGAGGUUUGGUGGAAGAUGAUGUUGAAAUAAAUACGGAACGAUCCAUCUCUGUUGGUGUCGGCAACGCCAACACAUCAAACACUGGGUCGUGUAUUGUGCCAAGAGAAAUAUACGACGAGUUUCUAGCUUUUCACGUUUCAUCGUCGAGCAGUACCCGCUCCGUUCUCAAGAUUUUAGCGGGGUCGUGAUGAACUGCUACUGCAGAUGGCUCCGCCCCUACGGGAGUGUCAGGUUUGAUGAAAGAUGAAAUGGCUUCUCUUCUCUGGAUUUUUGCUAGAAAAGGACGCCGUAUCAGCUUUCUACGUACAAAAAUUAUAUACAGGUUCGCUGUGAGUGUGAAUGAUUUUGUCAAUCUCGAUGUCAGUCAGUAUAAAAGUGUGUUUGAU
Amoebophrya sp. A120 is the source of this 3290-nucleotide messenger RNA. Lineage: Eukaryota; Dinophyceae; Syndiniales; Amoebophryaceae. The record is from the annotation of a GenBank genome assembly.